Messenger RNA from Diabrotica balteata, 976 nucleotides. Lineage: Eukaryota; Metazoa; Arthropoda; Insecta; Coleoptera; Chrysomelidae. The record is from the annotation of a GenBank genome assembly.
CAAUUCACACCAGUACCAAAAACGAUAUUGCUACCAUCUGUGCGAAUCAGGUUUAAGAAUGGUGUUCGAAAUAAAAAAUAAAGUGGCGUUAAUUACAGGAGGUGCCUCAGGAUUGGGAUUAGAACAUGCAAAAGCUUUGUUGGAGAAUGGAGUUAAGGGUGUAACCAUAGCAGAUGUAAAUGAAGGGAAUGGUACCAAGGUUGCGGAAGAACUCCAAGGAAAAUACGGCAAGGAUAGGGUGAUAUUUGUUAAAACUGAUGUAACUGACAAAGAAAGUUUCGAAAAUGCCUUUCUAGCUACAGUCGCUGCAUUUAGAUAUGUAGAUAUCCUCAUCAAUAAUGCUGGCAUAUUAAAGGAUGUGAAUAUGUCACUGACCGUAGAUAUCAAUGUCAAAGGAACACUGAAUGGCAUUAUAUUGGGUAUGGAAACAUAUUUAAAACAAUACAAACAAGGCAAAGAAGCUGUAAUUCUAAACACCUCUUCUAUUAAUGGAGUAAACGGGAUGCCCAUAGCGCCAGUAUACGGCGCAACAAAAUUUGCUGUUACAGGAAUGACAUUGUGUUGGGGUGAUCCUUUUCACUUUGAAAGAACCAAAGUGCGUGUCAUAGCUGUUUGUCCGGGUCUUACCGAAACCCCUUUGAUGGAGAGUUCAUUAAAACCGGAAUGUUUAGUAAAUCCGGAGUAUUAUAAACCGUAUCAGCUAGCUCUACAAGCGGGCCUAUUACCACUGCAAGAACCUGACCAUGUUGGCAAAGAAACUAUUGGAGUUUUAAAAUAUGCCCCCAAUGGAACUCUUUGGGUAAUAGAAGGAGGAGCACCAGCCUAUCAGUUUACCAUUGCAGAGAGAGAUGUGUUUGCGGACAAAUUAUUAAAAACUUCAUAAUACAGUUAAUUAAAAUUUAUUACUUGUUUUAAAUUUGUUUGUUUUUGUUUAACAAUGUUUUUAAUUUCUUAUUAAAUUUUGUAUUGAAAUACU